AUGGGAAGCGAAAGUCUAAGAGGAGAGCCCUUGCAGGACCAACCGGACUCUUUACCUGGAGACCACCUUCCGGUCAACCAUGACAAUGACGGUCCACCGGCUACUCUACCGAGAGACUGGCGUUUCUGGGCAGUGUUCUCAGCUAUCUGCUUCACAACUCUACUAGCAGCCGUCGAGUCCACCGUAGUCUCAACAGCUCUCCCGUUUAUCGCCCGUGAACUCAACGCCGGAGACCUAUACGUUUGGUUUGUCAAUGCGUAUUUCCUGACAAGUACCGCAUUUCUACCCCUUAUCGGCCAGAUGUGCGAUCUCUUCGGCCGCCGGUGGAUGAUGAUAGCAGUCGUUAGCCUCUUCGCCCUCGGUAGCGGGAUCGCUGGCGGAGCAAAUACUGCUACUAUGAUGAUCGCUGGGCGUGCGGUUCAGGGAAUAGGGGGCGGCGGUGUUAAUCUCCUCAUCGAAUUGGUUGUGUCUGACCUUAUUCCCCUGCGUCAGCGUGGUGCGUAUAUGGGUAUCGUGUUUGGCGUCUUCUCUCUAGGAACCGCCGUUGGACCUUUGGUGGGUGGUGCUAUUGUUGAUGGCACUACUUGGCGAUGGGUUUUUUAUAUUAACCUCCCAGUGUCCGGAGCGGCCCUAAUAUUGCACCUACUUUUCCUCCGAGUGAAUUAUGAUAAAGAGACAUCUAUCGUCGAGAGGCUCAAGAAAAUUGACUACAUGGGAAAUGCUAUUCUCAUUGGGAGCGUCGUCUCUGUUCUUAUCGCCCUUUCGUGGGGAGGAACACGCUACGAAUGGAAAUCAUAUCAAAUCCUCGUACCUCUUUUCCUAGGUGUCUUCGGCUUAGUUCUUUUCCACAUAUAUGAAGGGGCGCCGUGGGUUAGGGAUUAUCCAACACUACCGGAACGAGUCUUCAAACGUCGCACACCAGCUGCGGCUUUGAUAAUCGCCUUCAUUAACUUCAUCUGUUUGUUUUGGGUCUUGUAUUUUUUACCCAUCUACUUCCAAGCAGUCCUCGGGAUGUCGCCAACUAUAUCUGGCCUUGCGCUACUGCCUACCGCUCUUCUGUCGGUAGUCACUGGGGCUAUCGCUGGUGUUGUCCUGACGAAAACCGGGAGAUACCGGCCGCUGCACAUCAUCGCCUUUGCGCUGAUAGCCUUAGGCUUUGGCCUCUUCUCACGGUUCAAUCGAAACACUUCUACCGCCGAAUGGGUCAUUAUUCAGAUCAUUGCGGCUUUCGGCCUUGGUAUUAUGAUGUCCACCAACCUUCCGGCUGUGCAAGCUGAUCUUCCAGAGUCCGAUACAGCUGCCGCUACUGCCGCAUUUGCGUUCGUGCGUGCCUAUGGUUCAAUAUGGGGUGUUUCGAUUCCUGCAGCUAUCUUCAAUGCGAAGUUCGCAACCGAAUCUUGGCGCAUCGACGACUCGCAGAUAGAGGUCCGGCUAUCUGGUGGGAAUGCAUACGAGUAUGCUAAUGCUGACUUCAUACGAAGCUUCCCAGAACCUCAGAGAGGCCGUGUUAUUGACGUUUACACGCGUAGCUUGCAGUUGAUAUGGCAGGUCUCUCUGGCUUUCGCGCUACUGGGAUUCCUGCUCUGUUUCCUUGAGAAGGAGAUAAUGUUACGGACACAGCUAGAAACAGAAUUCGGCUUGGAGGAAAAGAAAAAGGGCGACGGCUUAGAAGGUAGUUCUGAUACUACCGACGUGAAUCGGCCUGCGCAAGAAUAG
Molecule: messenger RNA, 1716 nt
Organism: Daldinia vernicosa
Lineage: Eukaryota; Fungi; Ascomycota; Sordariomycetes; Xylariales; Hypoxylaceae
Product: MFS general substrate transporter
Exons: 3
Coding region: 1-1716 (571 amino acids)
Biological process (GO): transmembrane transport
Molecular function (GO): transmembrane transporter activity
Source: RefSeq, a predicted model, not a curated record